AUGUUAAAACCACAGCAAUUCGUGAAAUUCCUGUGCUUGGUAUCUGUCUCCUUUGCUUCUGCUGGUUAUCAUCCAUCUUUACAUUGGGACCCGCGGAAUCCACUGUGAGUAUUGAUUACAAAAAAGAUCUAUUGUUAUCUCCACGCGUACAUGUUACUGAGGAAGCCAACUCUUAUUACGUAACUGAAAGUUCGUUUGAAGAAUCUUUCAGAAAUAUUAAAUUUCUUCUUUAUGGUAUAUCGAGGCAAGCUGUUGAAAGCCAUUAGUUAUGGUAACUAAACAUACUGGAAGGAAAGUGCCAGUUUUUUUUUCACUUAAUUAACUGUAAUGCAUUGUUCCAACUUCUCUCUUUCCACCAUAAAUUGUGCUUUUGUUCACUGUUAUGGUUUGGCACUAUAAUUUGUUUUAAAUUGACUUGUGUGAUUGAAAAUAUGAUCGCCUUGAGAGCUUUCCCGAACAUCCACUACCUGUUUUGGUUGCAUGCAUGCUUACCGCUUUUUUACAUUAUGCACUUACGCUGGUUCGAUUACUUUUCUAGCUAAUAGUGGCAUUACGAUUGUUGCUUAUUUAUUGACACUUAUUUUGCAAGGUACAUGCAUGUUUUUAAAUCGAUCUUAUUUAUCAACCUGUCUUUUGACUGAUUAUUUGCCUUCUUUUUAUAUAUUUGUAUACGUACUUAAUUACUUUACAGAUUUAAACAAAACGUGGAGAUUAACGUUCUUCAAAAUUCUAAACUCAACGUGUUGUGUCCAAACCCGGGAAGCGUCCUGCAGGAUCAAGAAUCCGGUAUCCCACAAGAACUCAUGUACGAAAACAUGUGGAUUGUCACUAAAGAAGACUAUGAUAUGUGCAAAGUAAACAUAUCAGCUGGCAGAAGGAUCUUAAGUUGUGAUAGCCCUUUGAGGUUGAAAUAUUACCCAAUGGUCUUUAGAGCAUACAGUCCUCCACGCCUAGAUGAGUCAGUGGAUAUCCGUUUAGAGUUUGCACCGGGAACAAAAUAUUACUUUAUAGGUAAGGCCUUGAGUAGAUUAUCCAUGGACUUUGUCUAGCCUACUUAUCGUCCCUCUUACAACAAUACCAUCCGCAACGAAGCCUACGCUCAUCCUCUAAACUACUUUAUACUGUCCCUACUGUGAACUCUGUGACAUACGGUGAACGUGCCUUUUCUUUCUUCGCACCUAUAUUAUGGUCUACCGGAUUCUUUUAAAAAUACAACAUCUCUUUUAUCUUUUAAAUCUGCCGUCAAAACAUUCUUGUUUCGGAAAUUUUAUUUUUGAUUUAUUUUGCGAGGAACUGUACCUAGCUUUCAUGUCACCUGGUUCUUAAUUAGUUAUUUUAUUUAUUACUGCUGUAAGAAACAUUUUGUAAGUUUUUGACGAAUUGUGUUUUCUAUACAGUAAUCUAAUCACAUUGAGUUUUCUAAAUGCGCCCAAAAAUCUUUAUUAUUAUAAUUAUUAUUAUUUUUAUUAGUCACUUCAACACAUUAUGGUUUCUAUCCUUUUCUGCUAAUGCUCUACGUAAGGAAAACUUCCUCAAGUCAUACUGUAUUGAAAUUAUCUAAUAUUCAUCUAAUACUGAUCUAAUAUUUAUCCUUUUAAUUCCUCAGCAACUUCAAACGGCAUGAAAAAUUCACUGUCAAAUUACGAUGGAGGACAUUGUUUGACGUCUAAUAUGAAGAUGGUGAUUCAUGUCUGUAAUGGAAGCUCUGGUGAGAGACGUAUUAAAUUGUUAUACUCGUUUUUCUCCUUAGGAGGAGUAGGUUAUGGUGCCUUCCUUCCCCUCCUUCCUCAUGAUAGUCGUAAUUGUAAAAACACUUGUUUUUGUUUUGUUUCCCAUAGAUCCCAAGUGCAUCGACGCUCCUAAAAUUUCUCCUUCUAGUUCAGUCUCUUCGUGUGCUCCUGUCACAGAGAGAGUGCAUCAUUCUUCAACACCAAGUCUGAGCAGUAGAGGAUCUUCUUCUGUUCUGGUUCAUCAGUCUAGUCCAACUCAAUAUUUCUCAACAACGACUUUCGCUGGUCUGACAAGUACUACGCUUGCUCUAAAAUCGUCAGCCACUGUCCAGUGUCAGGGUAUGUAUGAUCGCAUUCAUUUACCGCACGAAUCGCUCCACGUUUCGCGAACUUUUGCGGCUGACAAAACUAAAGCAAAACGCAGAAAGGCCCGAAAAGUGAAUAAAUAGUGACAUUUUUCGCUCUGGUGAAGACGAAAAUAAUCGAUAUGCUUAGAAGUUUCGUUCCAGGCCUUCUUGUGACUAGGGUUCAAAACAUUGCACGUUAGCCACUUAACUACCCUUUCUCUUCUCUAUAAGAUAAAUUUGAAAAAGGCGGAUACUUUACCAAUCAUUCUUUUUCUUUUAUUCAACAGAAUUUAAAGCUUCCAGCUCAGAAGGAUUCCUCUCUUUAUUGACAAACCAAUCUCGCCAGUUAGCAGAAAUCUGUAACUACACUUCCAUCAUACCAGAUCUGGAGCUUAUACUGCAAGGGAUUAAUUCUUCACAAACGGUGACACAGGAAGCCCAGACUGAACAUGAAACAAAUGUAACACAGAACUGUACCAAGGAACAAAAUAGCGCUGUAGUAGCUCAAAGUGCACUCAUCGCACCAGCUUGUUCCCUUGAAAAUCGUGCCCCAGGUAAGGUGUUAAAAUUUUAAUGUUAGGGCAGUUUUCAAUUGAGGUUCGAAAGUUAUCCGUGAUUGCAUUGGUUUUACCUUAGUUCGCUCUCUGACUGGUUAAGAAAACUCGCGCCACUCUCCCAACCAAUUAAAAGCAAAACUAACAUCGAUCACGAUUUGGUCGCCAGUGUUUUCCCGCGCUUCAGGCAGUUUGGUUGUUUAUACUUCGAGUGGCUCUCAGUAGCUCUUAGAGAUGUGUCUCUUUCUUCUGAUCGGCCAUUGCGAUUUAUUUGGUUUUGGUUUUGCGACACUCAAUCGAAAAGCGCUCCAAAUGUGAAUUCUACAAUCUAAUCUGACUCACAAAGUGCGGGUUUCUAUCGAGUGCCGUCAAACCACGACCAUACAAAUAACAAACAGCCAAUCAGAGAAUAGGAUUAUGUAACAAAGAGCCAAACAGAACGCAAUGUAAAAAGAAGAAAACUGCCGGAAGCGUGGGAAAACGCGUCUUAAGUUUUCUCUCGCGACAAAACAUGUCUAAGAUAGAAUACCAAAAGCAUGGUACUUAUGCAAAGCUCUGCAAGUUCUACAGACUCUUGUUUGUUCUUAAAGUCUAUCUGAAUAGUCAAUGUCAGUUCUCGUCGACAAGCCGUUGGCAAACUUUUCCUUCCGAGCGUUGCAAAAACUAUUUUAGUAAUACGGUAGCCUCCGUUUGGGUUGAAAAUAUGCUAAUAGAUUCAUCUUGUGAAGUUGUCUAUUCCUCGAAGCCCACAUGCAGCUCUUCCCGAGCUUUAAUCUCGACAAACUGUAUUGUGUUAACGGAUAAUAUGAGCUGAUAGAUAUCUGAGCGCAUUACCCCAACUUCGGCGUGGAAUUACGCAGCGUUAAAAAUAACCUUGCAGCCUUAUUGACUACUCUAACUGCAUGCUUUUCUUCUGAAGUUCUUCCCAGCUGUGAUGCACUUUUGUUAUCUGGCUACACACUUAGUGGUAUUUACCGUAUCGAUCCCUUGGAUGGAAAUGGAGGAUUUGGAGUGAACUGCGACAACGAGAACGGCGGAGGAGGUUGGUCGGUAAUUCUAAGACGAUAUGAUGGUUCCUUAGAUUUCGAUCGCGGGUGGUCUGCCUACGUGGAAGGCUUAGGCGAUCUAACAGGAGAGUUUUGGUUAGGCUUGGAGAAAAUGUACAGACUCACCGGUGGCUCGUACUUCAACUUGAGAUUCGAUCUCGAAUCCUCGAAUGGAAUCAAGAAGUACUCAGAGUACGAAGGAUGUCUACUGGACAAGGACCGAAAAUAUAAGAUAACUGUUGGAAGUUAUUCAGGUGAGAAAUGACACAAGGGAUGAAAUUUAUGGCGGCUGCCAAAACGCGAGAAAUACGAGAUAUUUAAACUGAGGCUAAGCUUUUAACUUUUUUGACACCAUCAUUGUUGUGUUCAGCAUACAUCUAGCAGAUUUUUUUCUUUAUAGUAGAGAGUUUCUGGCAUCAAUUUAGUCAUGGUUUUCUAACAUUUGACUGCAAAGAAUCUCGUUUGAAAAUAUUCAUUUCUCAUUGCCCGACCGAACCUUGUUUUUUUUUUUCUUUUUUGUUUAUAAAAAGUUAAAAAAAGGGAAGACAAGCGUGAUUCACUACCUAGAGUAUAAUUAAACCUGGAUGUUUACAGAAAAAACCUUAAUGUAGACCUGGGAUGUAAGAAGACUCCUGCAGGAGGUCAAAAGUGACAUGCAAAUUGCUAAGGAAAAAUUGAUCAAAGAAGUCGGCUUAGAAAAAUUUUUUACCCAAACAAAAUGGAUCAAUAUCAGUAUCUGGGCAACUGCCCACCUACCCCUCUCCUAACCCAACAUUAACCUUAACUUGUUGUCAAUUGACUGUUGUUGAGUCAGGGGAGGGGUAGGUGGGCAGUUGCUCAGAUACUAAUAUUGAUCCAAGCAAACUACCCCAUCCCCACCCCCACCUCCUUGGUUGAUUUUCUUUUUCAUCUUUUUUUCCACCUUUUGAACGACUGACCCAGCUACAUCCACGAAAGGGAAAGCGACGGAGUCGUAACAAUUUAUGGGAAUGGCCACAAUAGAUUUGCUUUUUCCUUUUGCAGGCGAUGCAGGAGACUCGUUUUCGUAUCACAGUGGGAUGAAAUUCUCCACUAAAAAUAAAGACUAUGAUCAGUCCACCUUGAAGUGUGCUCAAGUUGCAGGUGGCGGAUGGUGGUUUAAUGAUUGUCAACGCGCAUGCCUCACAGGAAGUUACGAGAAUGGCACGCACAGUUCUCAAGGAAUUGUGGGCAUUCAAUGGCAGGCGUGGACUGGGGUUAACCAUUCUUUGUCCAAAGUUGAGAUGAAAAUAAAACCAGCUUAACUAGUGACUACAGUCGACUUGAAGACCAAAAUGAAAGGAGCAAUUUUCUGUCUCAGAGAGGAGUUGCGGCUCGCACGCUUCCCGCUGACUUUUAGACUCAGUAUGGAAAGAUGACCAUGAGAGCGCUCUUCGCUUCAGCGUCGGAAAUUGAAAACCAAAGUUGUCGUAAUAGUCAAUCAGAAGAUUGGCCAAUGAGAGCCAAUGAGAACUCAACAUCCAACCAAACUGCCUAAAACGCGGGAAAACGUUUAAAUUUUGCCUCUGAUUGGUUAAGAAUAUGUCGUGAGUUUCCUGAGAUUACUUUGGACAUUCAACCAAAAUUGCUCCCACUCCAUCAAGGAAUAAGAGAUUGACUAUUCAGGGAAGGAGAAUUUACUUUAAUUUUAGGAAACCUAUUGUUGGAAAAGCAGUGUAAAGAACUCGACGAAUCAAUUUCCCUCCCACCAGCUGUUUAAAGAGAAAUAUUUGAAGGUAUUGAUUAAAAUGGAGAACUUUUCAGAAAGCUCAUUAAUGAACUCAAAAACGAAUGAAACCAUUUUGACAUUCCACGUGCGGUUAUCGCGAAUUGUAGCACACUUCUACCAAAAUAGGGUAUUGUCUGAGUGACUUACAAACAUUGAGUUGUACAAGCGUUUCUUUUAUGAACUCUGAAUUAUAGUCAAUUUUUUCGCACGUCAGCCAGGAGAACUGGAUCGAGUACAUGCAAUUGAGGUUACUCAUUCAUUGGAAGAGGUGGCGUUUUGUUCAUCUUCCACAAUCAGUGGCGAACAUAUAAUUUGUAUCCGUUACUUUUAACGAACACAACUCGAACUUCCUACUUUUCAUUAGUUAACAUGUGACGAGCAUAACAUCAAACUUGUUCCUGAUCACUUAUCAAAUCAAACUUUGUCUCAUUGGUAAUAUUGCUAGAAAAUAAAUGAUUCCACUGGUCAUGUUUUCAUGGUUGAGCACUAGGCCUCGUUUUGAAAAAGAGGCCAAAGGUAAACAGGCCGGGAGAAGAACAAUCAAGAGUUUGCAAUUAUAUAUUUCUAAUGAGGUGGUAAACCGUUUGUGCAUGACGCCAGUUUUAUGCAUGAGAUUAAAAUGAUGGACGAUGUUCAGAGGUUGUCACGACAAACACAAAGACCUUUUAAGUUUGUCAGGGCAUGUAGGCGCCAUGCUGGAUUAGAACCUACCUCUGAGUUCUCCAGAAUAAUGAAAUUGGAUCUUGAACUUGUUUUCACUUCAUUGAAUCGUUGAAUAGAACACAAAUGUACAGAAUGAUGGAAAAGUCUCAGUUAAUUAGCACUCUCUCUUGACCAGCGCAAGAUAAUUAUAACUUCGUUUACUUGACAGAAGUUUGAGUUAACUGUCGUUUUUGAUUCCCUCUAUCGAGUGAAAAAGUAUUUAACGGAACAUGCAGUUGGAGAAGUUGAAAAUGUGGCGAAAAGUGUUCUAUCCAUGCUUAUUUUCGGGAAUGGAAUUUGAAUUUAUUUCCCAUGAGACGAAUUGAUAAAAGAAAUUAGACUGCCUAAUAACGUGACAAAAGCUGCCGAACUGGAGGCGCCAUUGUCUCAACAUUUUAUUAAAGUAUUUUUGUACAACAGUUUGUUCUUUAAUUACCUUGAUUCGUAAGCGCAGCUAAUUAAAGUUAGUUUACGUAGAGAAAAUGAUUUCUUGCAACCUUACACUUCGCUUGUUGUUGGUGUUAUAUGUAGGUUUAUGUUAUUCUACUCUCCUACCAUCGAUCUUCUGGGAUCCUCGCAAUCCAAUGUAAGUAUUUUGUUUGUAAACACCUAGAGUCGGUCGUUAAAUAUUGUAAGGAACUUGAUGUUCUCCGUCGAUAAGUUUGUUUAAGCGAUUAUUGACUGAAUUUAAUCUUGAUUCAAUACUGUACUGUCUCAUUUAUGACUAGAAUAUUGCUAAAAUUGACGAACAUGCACAAUCGGUCGAGGUAACUGUAAUAUAAAACACAAACACUUUGAUUCAUCACAUUGCCUUCUAAAACGACUCAGUGUUAUACUGAAGUAACGUGUGUAACAAUUGAAAAGUGGCAUUAAUGAUGGAGAGCGGAAUUUUCUUCUCAGUUCCCUGAAAGGAUAAGAUUAUGCAGCUGUUUUAUCGUGCAAGUAUGAUAACAUUCAAAUCAAAUAAUACCCUAUUGAUACAUGUAUGAAAAAACGAAAAAUAUUCGGUAUCGAAGACAAACUCUUAUCCUACAAGAGAACAUACCUGAUGUGUUAUUUUGCAUCCCAUAAAAGUUGACCAUUUUUUUCCCUUUUUUGCAUCGAUACUAAGGGGUCACUUUGUGUAAAAAACGUAUUGGUGUACUUGUUCUUGACACUUGAGUAACGACCUAUUUGUGACAAAGAUCCUGCUAUAAUGAAAAGUGUGAAGUAGCUGAGAGAAAGUGGCUCAAAAAUUGCUCCAUUUUUGGUAUGUGCGACAAAAGUUGCUUUUUUUUUAGCAAUUCAGACAUGAAAACGUUUGCCAAACGUUUGCCGUUGGAGUUUCUUUUCUUGGAAAUGAAUACUGCGGGUAACAGAAACGGGCUGGCAAACUUGAAAAAACUAAUGAAAUAAAGUAAAAUAAAACAGGUUUAAUGGAUGAAGAUUGCCUUUAAAUAAACAAAAACGCCUGAACUUAUGCGGCUGCUAUAGAACUGUACUGAAUGCUUUAUGGCGAAGGAAAUUGGUUGGGCACAGCCAGUAAUGAAAGUCAUGUUAGUGUAAAAGAACUUUUGAGGCUACAAAAGGCUAAGACUGGUUCCAUACAGCGUCAUGGGUGGCCAUUAUUACGGAUACGAGAAGAGUAUAAAAUGUUUUGCAAUAUCUUAAGGUUGGCAUGGCAAGGGUUUAGGGCACAAAAGCAGUGGUUUUAAUUGUGGUCAGACUGGCGACAAGACACAAAAGAAGUAUAGCGCUGAGUUGGUCCGGCUCAAAAACUCGGCUGGAGGUGGCAAUACAAAGAAACACUGCCUGCUCUAUUAAUUUGAAAUCGCUGCUGCAUGAUCAAUACUUGUUCUGGAAUGUUCUUUUUGUUUAUCUGUUGUUGUUUGUCUGUUUUUUUUGGCUUGUUUAAGUCCAGUCAGUUAGUUUUUACUUCAAUACCAGUUUUCAGUGAUCAAAAAGCACACUCGAUAAAAAACAAAAAUUACCAUAGAAAACGGAUUAGCUAUGAUCAUUCUAUUUUUUACAGUCAUUUUCCUAGACCAACGCUAAGUCAAAAGCGCUUCACACAUUGAAAUCAAAUAUUAGUUACUCAGUGCAAAGUUUUUCAUUAAUCUUUAAGGACUGAAAUAAAACUGCAUUUGCGAAUUUUAGGCGUAUCAAUACUUCACGAAUCUACAGUUUCUGAUCAUGAAAAUGCGAGCAAUCUCUCUUUGCUUGCGUAAUCCUUUUGAGGUUUUUUGCAAGUAAGUAGUCUGAGAUAUCUUUACGCUAUAUUUUCGAUCGAUGAGCGCAAAGGAUUACGCCUAGAAAGAUAACUAUACGAAGUUCAUUUUUCUCUUAAUGGAGUGAGCCCACAUGCAACCGCUUUUGUACCACGAAAUGGAGAGAGAUAUUUACAGCAUUGCGUUAACCAUAUUUUUUAGCUUUCAGAAAAACUUGACGAUGAAAGUUCCUGCCCAUUCUAAAAUGAAAAUCGUCUGCCCAAAUCCAGCGAGUGUAUUACAAGAAACGGAAUCUAGCAUACCACUGGAGCAAAUGUACUCAAAUCUAUGGAUAGUGACUAAACAAGAGUUUGACAUUUGUAAAAUAAACGCAAGUGAUCAAAGCUUUUCUAACGAGAAGAGAUUACUGAUGAGCUGUAAUAACCCUUUGCAGCUGAAGUAUUAUGAGAUGGUGUUUAGAGCUUACACCACGCCAGGCAGCAUUGCAUAUGAGCCCGGCAAUAGUUACUACUUUAUAGGUAAGACAGUCGACCACUUGUCUUCAUUGAAAGAGCUGGAUAACGAAAUAUUUAAGAAAUGUUAUGCAUUUUCCCUUUGUAAGGCCCUUUUGUGAGAGAUCAGACCAGACUGCAGAGACAGUGCGCAAGCUAGACACUGGAUGGAAAGACGUGCGUUGUAGCUCUGAUCGGAUCAAUGUGUUUCACGUUUGUGCUGGAAAGUUAAUUCUCACAAUAUCGUCCUUCACUGUCUCAUAAGUGUAAAUCAAGAUGUUGGAUUUAUUAUAGUUUUGUGAAUUUUAGUAUGCACUACGGUUGUUGCGCAAUAUUAAGGAGCUAAUGGUUCGCGCUCGUGUCCUGACCGGAUAACUAUGUUGUGUUGUGUCCUUCGAUAAGACACUCAACACUCGCACGGUGCCUCUCCAGGCGGACUCGAGUGCGUAGAAAGAGACCAGCAGAGACAAAUAGAGUGGUUCACAGUUCCUUAAUCUUUAAGUUCGUGUUAUAUCCGGGCUGUCUGAUGUUUAUACCGUUUUUCCAGCUGGGAAGUCAUCAUUUCAAAAAAAUCGACUUUAAUACGUUUUAGGUACGUCCGACGGUACCAACCACUCACUGGCCAAUCACGAAGGGGGACACUGCCUGUCGUCUAACAUGAGGAUGUCAAUCUACGUCUGUAAUGGAAGUUUAGGUACUUGAAAAACUGUUCUAAUUUAUUGUGCCUGCGCAGUAGUCAAGACUGCGUAAUUCAGGUUAAAAGAUCAAAGAUUAGUCAACAUUAGAUUGGUUAGGGCCCCAGAAAAACAUGUUGUUGGAUACAGUUAAACAUGGUUCUGAAACAUUAAACUGCGGAAAAAUAAAAAACUAUGGAUAAGCAUGUUCUCGUUCGCCGCGGGCGUGCGGAUAGCUCUGUCUCGUGAUAAAUCAGUUCGGAACUCUCCUUUCGAUAAAUCUAACAUGUUUUUUUUAUUUAAUCAAAUCUAUCAUUGUCUUUGCCAAAAAUUAACCUUAAAAUGUCCUCUCAUUGGAAGCCUUCCCAUUUCUCGUGCCAUAUUUAUGAUGAAAAAUAUGUUACUAUUUCUUAAGUGUUAUUCCAUUAUUUUUAUUUUUUCAGAUCCAACUUGCAAUGAAGUUCAACAGAGUUCACUUUCGCCCACGCCCUCACACUCGUCCCAGUCUUCAGUAUUCUCUGUCUCGACUCCAACAGCUCGUAUUACGACUUCCAGCGCUCUAGUUUCUAAUUCCUGGAGUUACAUGUUUCCUUCAGUUUCGGCAGUGAGUUCCGCCAGCACUACACUUGCACUUCAGUCAUCGAUUGCUGUCCAAUGUCAAGGUACGUUUGCAGAUACAUUGACUGCUGUUCGAUACCUCAUACAAGGAUGUUGAGACGAGAAUUUCCACAGGGUACCCACCAAACAUGUGCGAGUCACAGGGAUGCAAAUUUAUCUUAUUCUUUUCUUUCUCCCCUUUUGCUCCUGCAGCAACCAUUAACGAAAUGUUAAUUCGAAGUCUUCUGAACCAGUCAGAACUAUUGUACGACAUUUACAACUACACACUCAUGAUACCGGAUUUAAGUCUCAUGCUACAGCAGAAACUGAACCUUUCAACAGGGCAGACGACAGAAACCGACGGAAGUUCGUUAAAGGUCAUCACGGCUAAACCAGGUAAGCUUUCAACAUGAGCCCUCGAUUUUUCUGUCAACCAAUCGCUAGCAGCUCAGGUCGGCUCAUAUAAAGCAAAUGAUAUGAUCGAAAUUAAUACCGCGCAGACCUGGGUACGAGGUGAGCUUGUGUCAGCCCAGGUUAUACGCAGAAGUCACCAGCCCCUGAGUACUGAUUUUUCGUUUUCAUAAAGUAUUAGUUGUAACGUGUGUUUUUUCAAUUGUCCCUUAAGCUCAGCGACAUUGUAAAAAUUGGCUGAAAAAGAACUACACAGAAAGCGGAAGCUACCGUCUGUUGAUAAAUUGGAAGACUUGGCAAACAAAUGAUCGUUUUCGAGUUUACUGUGACCAAGAAACUGCUGGCGGUGGUUGGACCCUUUGGAUGCGGCGCUUUGACGGAUACAUCGGUUUCAACAGAGACUGGGAUUCUUAUGAGGAAGGAUUUGGAGAUACCUCCGGCGAAUUUUGGCUGGGUUUAAGAUCUAUGGAGAAAAUUCAUGCUGACAGUAAGUUCUCCAUAAGGCUAGACAUGGAAACCUCUGACGGCAGCAAGGACUACGCUGAAUACACGAAUUGUGAAUUGGGAGACUGGCAAACUAUGUACACGCUAACAGUGGGAUCGUUUGUGGGUAAGUGGAGGUCUCAUUUAACGGGAAAAAAAUAUCCUUACGGACCAGUCAAUAUUUACCGACUGGACGGGGAGAGGUUCGAAAGAUUUAGGGGGGAUCCCAGGGUUUCCAGACAGAGCGGAGGGGUAAUUAGACGUCACCAAAGGAGUAUAAAAAAGGGGAACUAUAGGAAAUUGAUUGCCAAUUGAUAGGGGAUGAGGGAGGGGGGGGAGGGGAGAGGGGGGUCAAAAGAAAACUCCAGAGCCUCAUGGAGUAACGUAAAAACGAACGGUUUCGUCUCCAGGCCUCUUCAGUAGCUCGCUCUUCCCCGACGAUGGAGCAGAAGAGCUUGAUUACUCUUUCUCCAAGGGGGCAAGGCAACGUAUCCUGCAAUCCGAUAUGGCUCUCAGGGUGGGCGAGAUGCUUUGCCGAAUCAUCUUGAUGAUGCAGUUUCAAAAAUUAACGGAUAGUAUUUAUCAAUCUUUUCCUUCUUCUACACUUCCGUCAACGAUUAAUCUACGCAGAUUUAUCUUUAUUACCGCUAAAUUCACGGCAAGAGCACUUCAGCCCCGAUAUUAAAUCAUUAAUCUAGAAGGGUUACUGAUGUUUUAUCGCUGCAUUUUAGGUGGCGGUGCGGGUGACUCUCUUUCAUUCCAGAAUGGUACGAAGUUCUCGACUUUUGACAAAAAUAAUAUGCAGAAUACCAGCACAAACUGUGCACAGGACACCAAAGGUGGAUGGUGGUUCAAUGACUGUCAGCGAAAGGCUUGCUUAACAGGAAAAUACAAAAACGGCAUUCGGUGGGAUUCUUGGAAAGGAUCCAAUGAAACUCUCUCCAAAAUAGAGAUGAAAGUACGCCCAGUUUGA
Molecule: messenger RNA, 11962 nt
Organism: Pocillopora meandrina
Lineage: Eukaryota; Metazoa; Cnidaria; Anthozoa; Scleractinia; Pocilloporidae
Source: the annotation of a GenBank genome assembly